Polypterus senegalus (gray bichir) is the source of this 1287-nucleotide messenger RNA. RefSeq names its product fibroblast growth factor 16 (gene fgf16). Gene Ontology annotation, biological process: cell differentiation; positive regulation of cell population proliferation; animal organ morphogenesis. NCBI's taxonomy places the organism in Eukaryota, Metazoa, Chordata, Cladistia, Polypteriformes, Polypteridae. Bases 152 to 757 code for a protein of 201 amino acids. Gene Ontology annotation, cellular component: cytoplasm. The record is from RefSeq and is a predicted model, not a curated record. Gene Ontology annotation, molecular function: growth factor activity; fibroblast growth factor receptor binding. The transcript has 3 exons.
UCAUAACAUUCAGAUCCGCUUUGUGCGACAUGGUGAUUCAAUGAAAAGGGGAAAUCUGUAAAGAACAGAUUAAAGUAUUUACACCUAAGUAACGGGACGUUUUAGGGAACUUUUUUUAGCCUGUUAGUACAACCUGCGCCUGAGAAUUGGAAUGGCAGAGGUGGGUCUCUUUCACGGGCCACUGGAAGUAGACAUUGCAGGGUUUUCGACAUUGGCCGACUCUCCGGGUGUUUUGAGCGACCGACUUGGACAGAUCGAAGGAAGGCUGCAGAAAGGAUCGAAUAGCGAUUUCACCCACAUGAAUGGCAUUUUAAGGCGACGGCAGCUUUACUGCAGGACGGGGUUUCAUCUCGAGAUUUUCCCAAACGCUACCGUACACGGAACCCGUCAGGACAACAGUCGAUACGGGAUUCUGGAAUUUAUUAGUCUGGCUGUGGGUCUGGUCAGCAUUCGUGGGGUUGAUGCUGGGCUUUACCUGGGAAUGAACGAGAAGGGUGAGCUCUAUGGUUCGAAGAAAUUAACGACUGAAUGUGUCUUCCGUGAAUGGUUUGAAGAGAACUGGUACAACACGUACACUUCAACAUUGUAUAAGCAUGCAGAUACAGGAAGAUUUUACUAUGUGGCUCUGAAUAAAGAUGGUUCUCCAAGAGAAGGCUCCAGAACAAAAAAACACCAAAAAUUUACCCAUUUUCUACCAAGGAAAGUGGAGGCAGAAAAACCAAAUGUGUCUUACAGAGACCCGUUCCACCACAGGUGACAUAUUGAGUGCGCUGCUGAGCUUCUCACCCUGCACCUUCUGUAAGCUCUUCAACACACCACCGCAACGUAAUCCAUUUUAUCAGAUUGACUUUUUUGAAAUGCAUCGCGCAGUUAGUGCUAAUAGUCAUUCUGGGAAUUUCUGCUAUAGACUAGAUGUACUGCAAGAAAAACUUUCAGUUUCAGUGAUAUAUUUAUAAAAACCAGAAGAGAAUGUUCUCGGCUGAAAAGAUCUACACGUUGGGUUUGAUAAAAAUGUACAGAUGACUUGUUCCAUAUUGGGGAACAUUUUAAAAGGAGGAUUUACAAACUGAUUCAUGUAUUUAUAAAAUGUGCAUUGUAUUUAUUAUAUAUAAAUUUAUUUAUUACAAAGGAUUUAUUUUUAAACUUGAAAAAUAUCAGGAACUAUUGAUUCUACUGAAAUAUGAUCAUAAAGAGUAUGUGGGGGAAAAUGCAAUAAAGGUUUCUUGCUGUAAUAAAAGACUUGUGAUUGAAUUUUCUUCAACUCACCACUGUAAUUAAUAAUUUAUU